Messenger RNA from Aspergillus alliaceus, 1151 nucleotides. RefSeq lists its product as uncharacterized. The coding region runs from base 53 to 919 and encodes 288 amino acids. The transcript has 2 exons. NCBI's taxonomy places the organism in Eukaryota, Fungi, Ascomycota, Eurotiomycetes, Eurotiales, Aspergillaceae. The record is from RefSeq and is a predicted model, not a curated record.
GAUAGCUUUUCCUUUUACCUUGGCUGUGUUGUAGCACCUACGUUCUUGAAAAAUGCCUGCUUUCAAUUUCUCGACGACUGGGUCCGAAGUAGUUGCUGCAUUGCCAGAUCGAGUCACUGGGAAGACAUUUGUUAUCACUGGAGCGAGCCAUGGAGGGCUUGGAGCCCAGACAGCCCUUUGCCUAGCAGCCGCCAAUCCUGCUGAGAUCAUCCUUCUCGGGCGCUCCGAAGAGAAAGUCACCCCAGUCAUGAAGGAGAUCAGCAAGACCAGCCCCUCCACCAUUGUUCGGUUUAUCAAAAUCGACCUCAUGUCUUGUGCAUCGGUGCGCGCCGCGGCAGCAGAGAUUAAUGUGUCCGUCUCGAAGAUCGACGUCCUCAUUAAUAACGCAGGCAUUAUGGGUGUCAAAUUUUCUCUGACUGCUGAGAACGUGGAAAGCCAACUGGGUGCGAAUCACAUUGGUCAUUUCCUGCUCACGAACCUCCUUGUUCCGAAACUUGAAGCUUCUGGUGGUGGCGCUCGGAUCGUGAAUGUAUCCAGUACCAUGUACCAGCUUAGUCCAGUUAUGUUCGACAACUACAACUUCUCCAACGGCAAGACCUACGACGCUUGGGUAGCUUACGGGCAGUCCAAGACAGCAAACAUUUUGUUCGCUGUUGCAUUGGCCGGAAAACUGGAGGAGAAGAAAAUAAAGUCCUAUUCAUUGCACCCGGGACUCGUACAGACAGCGGGUCUAUCCGAAGUAGAUCCAGCAGCAUGGCCAAUUGUGGGAUCCAUGUUUGAAAGCAAGAAGCUGGAGUUGCCGAAAGCAAAGGACAUGGAGCAGGGCUGCGCAACUACUCUCGCAGCGGCCCUGGACCCUGCGCUUGACAGUAAGUGUUUUAGUAUCGGCUGUGUACCAAGUAGAAAGUGGGCUAACUAGUUAACGAAGAUGAAUCAGGGUCAUUUCUUAGCGACUGUAAUCCAGAAAAGGUUUUGGAUUAUGCCUCUGACGUCUCCAAUGCAGAGAAAUUGUGGACUCUGAGUGAGGAAAUUGUCGGAGAAAAAUUCCGCUACUAAAACACCUCUUCUGUUUUGCUUCCAAGUGAUUUAACGUGGCUCCGAAUACAUUGCCUAACUUGCCUUCUUCGGUAACUAGCAAUGUUGAGGUGUAC